CGCGCACUCGAGCCCGAGGCUCGACAUAAAUAUCCUAUGUAACCCUGUUCCAUCGUCUAAGAGCUAAAACGGCCACAGCUGCUGCGUGUUCUGUACUUCAAACAAUUUUCAUUUUCAUGUCUUCAUAUUUCUCCUCUCUUGAAGCAAACCCUAGCAUCAAAACUACCUCAAUUUCAAUUAUAUACACCUCUCUUCUUUGAUCUUAAGUUCAACUCCACCUAGGUAUAACCCCACGAUUCGCUCUCGGUUAGAAUAUUUGAUUUUCAGACACUUAACCUUUCUUUCACGGUUUCAAAAUUCGAGUACAUUUCCCCACGAUUUGUAUUGUGUAAUUGCUCAGCAGCAGUGAUGGUUAUCGCGGGCUCUCUGCGUUGUUGUUCGGUGUGCAUGGAAAGUAGAGGAUGCAGUAGUUGCGGGGUGGAGGGGACUGUUCCCUCACCGUUUCUCUGCUAGCAGCUAAAGAGACAGCCGGAUCCAGUGCAAGAGUCGUCUCAAAAUCUUCAGACAACGAAGUUAAGGGGAAAGUCGAAGCCUUAGAAGUUAGGAAUACUUACCCGAGCAGCCAAGGCUAAAGCACAAGUUUAAGCCGAGGGGGGAGACAUCCAAAGCAUCCGUUGCUGUGAAGAAGGAAAAGGGAGAGUCUAAAGAAAGGAAGCAGAAGAAGAGGUGGAGAUGGGGGAUGAGAGUGGUGGUUUGAGUGCCAAUAAUAAAGACACUGCAGAGGAUGAGGGGAACACUACUCCCUUCCCUGAUGAGGUGCGAGUUGGGCAGUCACCUGUCUAUAAAGUUGAAAAGAAGUUGGGAAAAGGUGGCUUUGGUCAAGUCUUCAUGGGGCGCCGUCUUUCUGGUGGAAAUGAAAGAACAAGUGGCGCAGGAGCCACAGAGGUUGCCCUGAAGUUUGAGCACCAAAAUAGCAAAGGAUGUAGCUAUGGGCCUCCACACGAAUGGCAAGUAUACAGCAAUAUUGGUGUCAGCUAUGGUGUGCCAAAAGUACAUCAUAAAGGAAAACAAGGUGACUACUACAUAAUGGUUAUGGACAUGCUAGGGCCCAGCUUAUGGGAUGUAUGGAAUUCAUCCGGACAAUCGAUGUCUGCAGAAAUGGUAGCCUGUAUUGCUGUGGAGUCGUUGUCGAUCUUAGAGAAACUGCAUGCAAAAGGUUAUGUACAUGGAGACGUCAAGCCUGAGAACUUCCUUCUUGGCCAACCAUCAACCUUGCAAGAGAAGAAGUUGUUCCUUGUUGACUUGGGUUUAGCAACAAAAUGGAAAGAUAAUUCAAAGGGUCAUGUCAAAUAUGAUCAACGCCCUGACAUGUUCAGAGGAACUGUAAGAUAUGCAAGUGUACACGCUCACCUGGGUAGAACUGCUAGUAGAAGGGAUGAUUUGGAGUCAUUGGCUUAUACCCUCAUUUUUCUUCAUCGAGGCAGGCUGCCGUGGCAAGGGUAUCAAGGAGACAACAAGUCCUUUAUGGUAUGCAAGAAAAAGAUGGCAACAUCUUCUGAGUUGCUUUGCUGCUUUUGCCCAGCACCUCUCAGAGAGUUUCUCGAUACUGUGAUAAACAUGAAAUUUGAUGAAGAACCAAAGUAUUCUAAGCUAAUAUCUCUCUUUUCGGGAUUGCUUGGACCUGAUCCUACUAUAAGGCCAUUAAACACGGAUGGUGCUCAGAAGGCUAUUCAAGUUGGUCAAAAGAGGACCAGGAUUGCUUGUGACGAAGAAGAAGAGCAGCCGCAGAAGAAAGUUCGAAUGGGACUUCCUGCAACCCAGUGGAUUUCAAUUUACAAUGCAAAGGGGCCCAUGAAACAGAGGUACCAUUACAAUGUAGCAGAUGAAAGACUGUCACAACAUAUCGAUAAGGGGCGUGAAGAUGGAUUGUAUAUCAGUUGUUUAGCUUCCUGCUCCAACUUAUGGGCAAUCAUCAUGGAUGCUGGAACUCACUUUUCAAGCCAAGUUUAUGAGCUAAAUCCAUUAUUCUUACACAAGGACUGGGUUAUGGAUCAAUGGGAGAAGGGCUAUUAUAUCAGUUCCCUUGCUGGUGCUAAUAAUGGGAGCUCACUUGUAGUGAUGUCAAAAGGCACCCAGUAUUCUCAACAAUCAUACAAAGUGAGUGAAUUCUUUCCAUUCAAGUGGAUAAGUAAGAAGUGGAAAGAAGGAUUUCAUGUGACCUCCAUGGCCACUGCUGGUAGCAAGUGGGCUGUUGUGAUGUCUCGCAAUUCAGGUUUCAGUGACCAGGCAAUUGAGCUUGAUUUUCUUUAUCCGAGUGAGGGUAUUCACCAGAGAUGGGACAAUGGUUUUCGAAUUACAUCAACCGCUGCUACUAUGGACCAGGCUGCUCUUAUCUUGAGUGUGCCUAGACGCAUACCUGUUGAUGAGACUCAAGAAACUCUGCGUACAUCUCAGUUUCCUAGCUCACAUGUCAAGGAAAAAUGGGCAAAGAAUCUGUAUCUUUCUUGUGUCUGCUAUGGACGAACAGUGAGCUGAACAUAUUUUGGCCAUCUGGGGAGUCAACUCUAUUUUAUUUUACUGGGUUUGUGUGGUCAAAUUGUAAAAUAGUAGGGGCCCAAUGUCUCACUAUAACUAUUACUUAGAUGAUGGGGCGGUAUCUUGAGGGAUAUCAUUAUCAUGCCGCCCUAAUUAGAGUAGUGGAGUUGUAGAAUAGUAGCUCUCACCUGAUACAAGAAAUCUCAACAGUUAUCAUCUUUUUUUGUUUGCCCAAAUGGGGUUCGAUGAAAGGUGGACUUUUGUGCUGCAAAAGAUCUGCCUCUCAAUUCAUCCUUGUUUAGGUGGGUUAGGAUAUCAUUCCCUAAAAGUAUAACUUAGAAAUUUCUUGACACUUGAAUAAAAUUUAUAGUUAUGAAAAUCACUGUCUUGGCG
This is a messenger RNA of Cuscuta epithymum, 2868 nucleotides long. The record is from the annotation of a GenBank genome assembly. Lineage: Eukaryota; Viridiplantae; Streptophyta; Magnoliopsida; Solanales; Convolvulaceae.